This is a messenger RNA of Talaromyces amestolkiae, 1131 nucleotides long. RefSeq lists its product as uncharacterized. Bases 1 to 1131 code for a protein of 376 amino acids. NCBI's taxonomy places the organism in Eukaryota, Fungi, Ascomycota, Eurotiomycetes, Eurotiales, Trichocomaceae. Gene Ontology annotation, cellular component: mitochondrion. The record is from RefSeq and is a predicted model, not a curated record. Gene Ontology annotation, molecular function: zinc ion binding; oxidoreductase activity. The transcript has 2 exons.
AUGUCUUCGGAAUUGCCAUCGACAAUGCGGGCUUGGGUCUAUCGUACAAAAGGUCUUCCUUCUGAGAUCCUGAAGCUUGAAAUCAACAUCGAGACGCCAAAAAUCGCCAAUCUAGCCCCUGACGAAGUCCUUGUAGAAGUUUAUUACUCUGCUUUGAAUAACAUAAGUACUCAGCUGAUGCAGACUCUUCGACCACGUCCAUUGGGAUUUUUUAUUUCACAAAAGAAUCGACUGGCAAUUCCGGAAAUAGAGCUUGGAGGGAGACUGAUCGCAGCGGGGAAGAAUGUUUUGUCUAGGAGACCUGACUUGAAACUUGGAGACUUGGUGAUUGGGUUGACGGACCCAGCCAAAUCAAUGCGUGAUGGAUCAGGAGCUCUAGCAGAAUACGCUGUUCUCCCGGUAGCACACGUUGUUCCUUAUCAGCUUCCUAGUGGUGAACAGGAGCAGCUAUCGCUAGCAGAGUGGUCUGCUCUAGGGGGAGUUGGUUGUACAGCAAUACAGGUCACCGAGCGCGCUGGACUAAAGGCCGGUGACAAAAUUCUUGUCAAUGGUAGUAGUGGUGGAGCAGGGACCACGGUGAUCCAAGUCGCUCGAUAUAUCUUGGGACCCAGCGGGCAUAUAGUUGCCACCUGCUCUGCAUCUAAUAUUGAUCUUGUCAAGAGCCUUGGUGCAGAUGAGGUGAUCGAUUAUCAACAAUGUGGACCUCUCCAUACUUACCUCGCUAUGUCGGUCCAUGCCCAAACCCCAUUCGACGCUAUCAUUGAUUGUGUUGGUAUUCAAGAUCUCUUCAUUCACUCACCAACGUACCUAGCCCUCGGUAAGAACUUUAUUAACAUCGGCUCUCUGGAGCUUGAGCACUCCAUCAAAGGAACUCUGCAUUGGGUCUGGCUAGCAUUUUGGAACCAAUAUUGUCCGUUGAUAUUUGGUGGCAUCCCGAGACAUUUCGAAUUCUAUAGCGCUGAACCUGAUGUCCAGUCUUUGGAGAAACUGAGAAAACUGACGCAAGAAAGAAAGCUGAGACCGGUGGUUGAUUCUGUUUGGGAGUUUGAAGACGCAUCCAAGGCGUAUCAAAUCAUGGAAAAUAAGAGAGCGAAGGGGAAGAUCGUUAUACGAGUGAAAGCGUCGGAUUAG